AUGGUGAAUGUUUCGGCAGUAGCCUUUAUAUUGUUCACCGUGAUCAAUGGCUUCCUACUCCCCUUCUCCUUCGGACAAUAUAUCGAACCGCGUCUCUGUGAUGGUGUCUGUUACUGCUCUCGUAACGAAGCAGUUGUAGACUGCAGCCCUCAAGAUCGUAUUAUUGGUGUGCCCACAAACCUACCACCAGGGACGCGCAAACUCGUAAUUCAGGGCGGCUUCUUUCCAGACCCCGGCCACCUGAGUGCCAAGAAUCUCACAGGUCUGGCACACUUGGUCAGUCUUCGGAUUGUCAAUUCACAACUUCGCUCAGUUCAGUCACGAGCUUUCCUUGGAAUGACCAAUCUACGAGACCUUGAUCUCUCCCUCAACCUCCUUUAUCGAAUCGAACCACACACUUUCUAUGGUCUGAAUUUGCAGACGUUAUACCUGCAGAAACAGCGGCUGCAACCAGACUCUCAUAUCCUCUAUGGACCCUCGGCUGAUCCCAAGCCAUUGGUGAUUUCGACCGAGGCUUUCUAUGGCCUUUCAGCCGCGCGGAUAGAUCUGCGACGGAACUUCAUAUCUGACAUAUCCUACUCCCUCUUUUCCAAAGUUGAUGGCCUUGAGGAAUUAAUACUUUCUAAUAACCGAAUACGUCAACUUGAUGCGAAGUUUGCUGACCACUUCGAUAACCCUAAUCGUCUACUUGACCUAACCGAUAACCCGUUAGAGUGUUCUUGUAAGUUGGCCUGGUUGGUGAAUCAGGUAAAAUCGUGGGUUACUAGGUCACCCUCCCUCAAAACAGCAUGUAUUAUUGAUCCACGAAUAAGCGGAUCGCUUUCAAAAGUCGAGUUAAAGGAUCUCACCACAGAUCACCUCUGCAUGGGCUCUAGAAUCCAGUCCAUUGGCGUGGAUAUAACUCCUGCUGGAAAAGCAGCCACUCUCAGUUGCACUGCAAUCACCUUCAAUCGCAUGGACACUGCGGAACAGCAAUCCGGCACUUUUCGCCAUGGUGAGGGUGAUCCCCAGAUGACUCAUCCAAUAGUCCGACUUCGGCCUCCAUCUGUAGCGUGGAAGUAUGUAGAGUCGGGUCAACUGCGUCAGGUCACUGGUAUGCCCUCGGAUCUGCCACAAUCCUUCGAUCAUCCCAGCUUUGGUGCAAGUGAAGAAGAGAAAACGAUGACAACUGUUCAGCUCAACGUCUCGCUUUCACAGACUGGUCGAAAGUUCUCAUGCAUCACUUGGGACGAGAAGGCUAAUGAUCAAGAGGUCCUCGUCACUAUUCGUGGUCCUAUGCUUCCACCUCUGGUUGAAUCCAAGGACUCAACGAAGGAAUCUUCCAUCGGAGUUACCAAUGAAAAAUCAUCUCAGUUAGAUGGAAAAACAAGAGAAGGCGAUCUUGCUUCGUUGACAGACAGUAUGGCCUAUGGGCAUCCAAGUUUUCUCUUCCAAAAGCAAUACACUUUGUUAGAAAUGAUUGGAGCUGUGAUUGGAACAUUCUUAGUAACUCUAGUCGUCCUUCUGGUUGGAUCAAGAUGCAUGAUGCUGCUAAAGCAUAGGGCGAUUUCUAACCAUCCCUCUAAGGAGAUUGGCGGGAGGCCUACAACUUACGAUGCUCCUGUUUCAAAGCAAUCCGAUGCCCUGGUUGGUGUGGGGAACAUCACCUCGCGGACGACCGGAAGCAGCAGUAAUGGUGGCCUUCAGUCAAUGGGAUGUGACGGAAUAGCCGCCGCUUACCCAUUGUACAAUCAUUACCUCGCCUCAGCCUCCGGUGUUACCUACCCCACUCAUAUACCCCCCACUGCCUCUCUCAUAACAAGUCCCACUUCUGCCCAGCUCAUGCCUAUCUCUGCCGCAACACCUUUGCUUCAGCCAAGCAUGACAGUUCCUGGACUGCAGAGUAUGCAGCCGAUAUCUCAGUGGCCCGCGCCUCCAGGGUCAGCUUAUUCUGGAGCCGGUAGUCAUGAAUAUGACAUCCCUAGAGCUUUGGAAUUAUCCCAGGUGGCUUCGGAUCAAGCCACUCUGCAAAGGGAACACCAGCAACCACAGCAGCAACAACAGCAGUUGCAGACAAUACCCCAGCAGCAACAGCAGCACUCGAAAAUGAACCUCACCACCGAUACAUUUGGUGGCGAUAGCGCCGAUUAA
Messenger RNA from Hydatigera taeniaeformis, 2130 nucleotides. NCBI's taxonomy places the organism in Eukaryota, Metazoa, Platyhelminthes, Cestoda, Cyclophyllidea, Taeniidae. The record is from the annotation of a GenBank genome assembly.